UAUCGCUUUCUCUCUCUCUCUGUCUCUUUUUCUCUCUCUAUCUCACUUUCUUUCACUGUCUCACUCUCUCUCUCUGUUUCUCUCACACUCUCUCUUUCUGUCUGUCUCUCUCGCUCACUCUGUCUAUCGCUCUCUCUGGGAUGGAUGGUGGGAUUCCCCCAAAUCCCCCUGUUACACCACUACUACGUCUACAGUUUGAAAUUAAACAAGGAGGUUACGAUUCUUACAGAGAGAGAAAGUGAAAGUACACAAGAACACGACGCCCCCGACCAGCUAUCCACCUCCCGGACCAAGCGCUUGAAGAGUUGCCCGAUGACACACAGACACACAACGUUCAAAUGGCAAGAUCUCUCAUGUAUUCAGAGAAAGGCAGAGUAUAUAUCAAAGUUGACACACAGUCGAUUAACUCGGUUAACUAUUGAUUGGCUAGGCAGAAGGGCGUAUUUGCAUGCAACAGGAAGUAUAUCAAAGUCCAACUCCAUGUGUGGUAUUCAGGAAGUAAUGGAAUGCGAGCAAAUGUUGUUCGGGGAGACAAAGAGAUGUGCAAACGGUGAGGGGCUUUAUCUGUCUGUACCUGGUUGGGAAGAGUUACAGAGGAACAAAGAGGAAAGAGUGUUCACACAAGGGAUGAGAGAGGGAAGAGAGAGGGAAGCGUGGUCACACAAGAGAAGAGAGAGGGAAGAGAAAGGGAAGAGAGAAGGAAGAGAGAGGGAAGAGAGAGGGAACAGAGAGGGAAGAGAGAGGGAAAAGAGAGAGAAGAGAGAGAGAAGAGAGAGGGAAGAGAGAGAGAAGAGAGAGGGAAGAGAGAGAGAAGAGAGAGAGAAGAGAGAGGGAAGAGAGAGGGAAGAGAGAGAGAAGAGAGAGAGAAGAGAGAGGGAAGAGAGAGAGAAGAGAGAGGGAAGAGAGAGAGAAGAGAGAGGGAAGAGAGAGGGAAGAGAGAGGGAAGAGAGAGGGAAGAGAGAGAGAAGAGAGAGGGAAGAGAGAGAGAAGAGAGAGAGAAGAGAGAGGGAAGAGAGAGGGAAGAGAGAGGGAAGAGAGAGGGAAGAGAGAGGGAAGAGUGUUCAUAGUAAACUUAUCAAACAUUAAUCCUGUGUAAAGGGAACUGGUGUUACUUUCUUCUUCUUUUUGACAUAUUCACCAAGACAGAGAUAUGUGCAUGGAAACAGCACUAGAGACUCAUCACAUUCACACACAAACACACACACACACACACACACACACACAC
Molecule: messenger RNA, 1225 nt
Organism: Ictalurus punctatus (channel catfish)
Lineage: Eukaryota; Metazoa; Chordata; Actinopteri; Siluriformes; Ictaluridae
Exons: 2
Coding region: 145-1086 (313 amino acids)
Source: RefSeq, a predicted model, not a curated record